ACCACGUGUGUUGUGUGUUAGUUGAUUGUGCAGCAUAUUAGCUUCGAGCUCAUUGCUUACGGUCCGGUGAAAUUGUUUGCAAGAAGAAAGUACUAUAUUUGUUAUUUUUCUUUUGCUAGAAUAAUAUAAAAUGGCAAAGUUAUGUUUGAAGAAAGGUAGCAAGAGGGUUUUGGCCAGUAGGCGGUACAAGAUUGAAAAGCGGGUGAAGGAACACAACAAGAAGCUGAAGAAGGAAGCUAAGAAAAAAGACAACAAAAUCAAUAGAAAGCCCGUGCAGAUCCCAAAUAUUUGUCCCUUCAAAGAGCAAAUCCUGGCAGAAGUUGAAAAUCUGAAAGCGCAGCAAGAAAAGGAGAGGGAGGCCAAGCGGCUGCAAAUGAGGGAGGAAAGGACAAAGCAGAAGGACGUUCUGGCUAAAGGCGGUCUCGAAGGGCUCGUGAACAGUGCAGAAAAAAGGGGCAGCGAGCACGAGACGGCGGUAGACAAGGAGCACGCCAACUUCCCUGGCAUCUUCACCGACACCACUGUCAAGACCUUCUACAAGGAGUUCAGAAAGGUGUUGAACAACGCUGAUGUUAUUCUGGAAGUCCUUGAUGCCAGGGAUCCUUUGGGCACCAGGUGCCCAACAGUGGAGAAGGAGGUGGUUGAAGGGUCCAGGAAGAAGCUGGUCAUAGUGCUCAACAAAGCUGAUUUGGUUCCUCGAGAUGUUUUGAACCAGUGGCUUAAGUAUUUGAGACGCAGCUUUCCUACAAUCCCUUUCAAGGCCAGCACCCAGCAGCAAGGACAGAAACUAAGCACAGGAGGUGGAAGGAAACGUAAAAUGGUAUCUACUUUGACCCAAGCCGAAAUGGAGGGUUCUCCCUGUGUCGGAGCUGAACUGCUCAUGGGCCUGCUGGCCAAUUACUGCAGAAAUAAGGACAUCAAGACCUCCAUCACCGUUGGCAUUGUUGGUUUGCCAAAUGUCGGUAAAAGUAGCAUCAUCAACAGUUUGAAAAGGUCCAGAGCGUGCAAUGUCGGCGCCCUUCCAGGCAUCACAAAGACAAUGCAGCAAGUGCAGCUCGACUCUAGGGUGAAGCUGCUGGACAGUCCUGGAAUUGUUUUCGCCACUGGAGACAUGUCUGAUGCCUCCAUUGCCCUGAAAAAUGCCCUCCGACUGGACAACCUGGAAGACUAUUUCAAACCUGCUGAAGCCAUUCUUCAAAGAGCCAACAAGGACCAGCUCAAAUCCAUCUACAACAUUGAUGAAGAUUUUACGUCGACUGACCACUUUUUGUCCCUGAUGGGCAAGGCAAUGGGCAGAUACAGGAAGGGAGGAGUGCCAGACGGCAGGGCUGCGGCUAGAACGCUCAUUCAUGAUUGGAACACUGGCAAAAUUAAGUACUAUGUGCUGCCCCCAGAGGAGACAAGCGAAGACGUUCACAUCAGCUCUGAAAUUGUGAAGGAGUUGGCUGAAGAGUUUGAUAUCAACAAGGUGGCUCAUGUUGAGAAAUCGACUAUGUCUAACCUGGGAAAGCUUGCUCCCGAGGAUGCCAUGGCGAUUGAGUCUGACGGCCCUGUCACUGCAGUUUUCCCGGACUUCAACAAGCCAGGCGAGACAAUUGUGGUGGUUGAAGAAGAGGCAGCCGACGAUGAGGAAAUGGACGAGGACGAUGCCGAGUUUGAGGACAUGGAGGAUGAUAAAGAGCCCGAUGAGCUGAUCGCCAAACGAGUGAAGGUGGUCGCCACUAAGAAGAGGAAGAGAGGCAAAAAAGGUGCCCUGAAGAAGGAAAAACCAGACCCAACCAUGGAGCUGGAGGGGAACCUUAAAUUGGGAAACAUUAAAAAGAAGCAAUUUAAGAAGGCAAAAAAGGACCAAAAGAGGCUUGCUCGCGCGAUUGAUGCAAUGGAAUGAGUACAUACUUCAAUAUUACACUUGAUCUUUUAUGAUAUCCAAUAAACCACUUUAAUAUCAACA
This is a messenger RNA of Cloeon dipterum, 1951 nucleotides long. It is a transcript of the gene Ns1, whose product is annotated as Nucleostemin 1. NCBI's taxonomy places the organism in Eukaryota, Metazoa, Arthropoda, Insecta, Ephemeroptera, Baetidae. Gene Ontology annotation, cellular component: nucleolus. The record is from RefSeq and is a predicted model, not a curated record. Gene Ontology annotation, molecular function: GTP binding. The transcript is spliced from 11 exons. Bases 131 to 1888 code for a protein of 585 amino acids.